AAACACAGCACACAUAAAACACAACACACAUAAAACACACACACUUUUUGGUUUUGGUUUUGGUUUCUCUCUUCUCUCUCUCUUUUCCCCCAUUUUCUACUUGUGUGAGAAUUGAGAUUGAGAUAGAAUAGAUCAAUUCAUUCAAACCCAAAUUUUUCAUUCAACUUUUUAUGUUUAUUUAAUUUAAUCACUUUUUUUUUUAAUUAUUGUCACCAAUUAAUUAAUAAUUCACUGACCCUUUUGCUCUUUGUUCCAAAUCCUUAAAUUUUCUUCAUUGCCCAUUAUUUAUCUCUCAUAAAGUUUGCGACUUUUUUUUGUGUGUUUUUGAAAGAUGAGUGGUGGUGGGUUUAGGGCUUCCUCAAUUCCCAACAGUGUGAGGAAGACGAUCCAGAACAUUAGGGAAAUUACUGGGAAUCAUAGUGAUGAAGAUAUCUAUGCAAUGCUUAAGGAAUGUUCUAUGGAUCCUAAUGAAACCGCUCAAAAGCUCCUUCUUCAGGACACAUUUCAUGAAGUCAAAAGAAAGAGAGACAGAAGAAAGGAGAAUCUCAACAACAGAGAACAUGUGGAACCACGUGGGAGACCUGGCUCCCUCGGACGGGGGCUUAGGGGUGGUCGAGGAAAUUUCUCAUCUCAUAAUAUAUCUCAUGAUGCCAGUGGAAGAAAGACUCAGAUUGCAGGAAAAGAUAAUGGAGCUCGCCUAGCUUCUGAGAAAGUUGUGCCAAAUUUAUCAGCUUCUCAAGAGAUAAUAUCUAAAGGGAAAAGUUCUGGAACAAGCUCUGCGCCUAUUAUUGCCAAUGGUCCUACAAAUGCGGCUUCUGGAACUAUUAGUGGUGUGACUCCUCCCCCUUCCUCUGGAGACAUAAUGGUUCAAUCUUCUGGCAAUAAUAAUAAUGUGGAUAGUGCUUCACCUUCCGAUAAUUCAAAUAAAGUUGCAACGGUCACUUCUGGAACUGGCUCAUCGCUUUCUUCCAGUAACCACUCCGGGCUUGGGCCAGCAUCUUCAGCGGCUGCUUACUUCUCUUCUUCUGAUCCGGUACUGGUUCCAUCUGAUAAUUCAUGGUUUCCUGGUGCUGUUAGUGCAAUUAGACGCGAAGUGGGAAAUCAACCCUCUCUUGGGGAAAUAAAUGCUGUUAACUCUGUCAAGAACAAAUUAACUACUGCUUCUGAGACCGGUAGCUCUACUGUGCAUGGAAAGAUUCAAGGUAAAUCACAAGGAGUGGCCAAGAAUCACAGCAAUGAGAUGCCGUCUCCAUCAUCAUCAGUAACUCAUGGCAGCCCUUCAGUUAGUCGCCCUUCCUCUAAUUACAAUAACCGGUCGCAACAACUAGUUGGCUCUCAGAAAGCUGGUUCUAAUAAGGAAUGGAAGCCAAAGCCGACAACUACAUUGAAUCAGAAUUCUGGACCUGCUAGUGCAUCUGAGGCUCCUCCUGUUUCAGCUGAAGUAACUAAGCAGUCACAAUCUUCGUCUAAUGCCCUUGACAUCCAAGAAGCUACUUCAAAACUGCAGAGGAAACUUGAGGAAUUUCAUAUCCCGCAGCGUCAACAUGUUAUACUUCCAAAUCAUAUCAUAGUACCCGAUUCUGAGAAGAAAAAGUUUUGCUUUGGAAGUUUGGGAAUCAAUUUUGGAGUUAAUACAACAAGCUAUAUUAGUGGACCAGAUAGUGAAAAGAGUUCCACCCAACUUUCUGAAACGUCUCAGGAUAUUGAAGAAACUGUGGAGGAGCAGAACUCAAGUCAAAAUGGUGCGGUUACGUCUGAGGCAGGAGAUUAUCCUGACCAUCCACAAUCACCCGAUAACGUACCUGUGAAUUUAGAAUCCAGCGAGGUUGAUGGGUCAUCCAGUGCUAUUCAGGAGUAUAACGAGUCCACCAAGCAAGACACUGUUUUUCCGUCUGAAGGUCAUCAGUAUCCAGGGGUGCAUAUUUCUCCAAACUACAGUUAUGGUUUUGUGCCCCCAAUGUUGGGUACUCAGCUCACGCCAUUUGACAAUUCUGAGUCUCAGACAUGUGACAUUUCUCGGAUUCCAAGCUUUAUUGUCCAUCCUCAAUUAGAUCCAGCUGGUUAUUAUGCCCAGUUUUACCGAUCAGGUGCUGAUAGUGACGGCCGCCUUUCUCCUUUUGCUUCUUCCGGGUCUACUGCUAAGUACAAUGGCAAUAUUGCGGUGCUGCCUACGCCAAAUUCUCAAUCUCAUCAAGAGGGAGGUAUCUUGUCCACAGCAGGCCAAACACCGCUUGUGACUCAACCUGCUGGACUGAUGCAAAGCUCAAUAGCUGUAACUCAGCAGCCCGUCCCCGUCUUCCGACCAGGGGGCGUUCAUAUACCCCAUUACCCACCAAACUACAUUCCUUAUGGUCACUAUUUUUCGCCAUUUUACGUCCAUCCUACGGCAAUCCAUCAAUUUUUGGGUAAUGGUGCGUUUCAUCAACAACCUCAGGCCAGCACUGUAUAUCCACCUCCCCCAGCUGUGGCAUCUCCGGCGGGAUUGAAAUAUCCUCCACAAUUCAAACCUGUAACAAAUGGAGCAAACCCAACUCACCUUGUAAUGCCAAAUGCUUUUGGAAUAUAUGGCUCCGCUCCAUCUGGUUACAAUCAUAAUUCUGCAACAACUGCGGGGAAUUCGAAUUCUAAUGAGGAUCUCGGUUCUUCUCAAUUCAAGGAAAGUAACGUAUACCUCAGCGGACAGCAGAGCGAAGGUUCAGCUGUGUGGGUGGCUGCACCUGGCCGAGACAUGACUAAUUUACCAACUACUUCAUUCUACAACCUUCCACCUCAGGGUCAGCAUGUGACUUUCGCACCUACUCAGCCUGGCCACACUUUCACGAACAUCUAUCACCCUGCACAAGCAGUGACAGCUGCAGCAGUCCAUCCGCUGUUGCAACAAUCUCAGACAAUGGCAGGAGCAGUCGAUAUGGUAGGACCCGGAGGAAAUGUUUAUCAACAACCUCAGCAUACACAGAUCAACUGGCCGAACAAUUAUUAGAUGAUUGAAUCCUAUAUAAGGAAAUUUUUUGGGAAAUUCGAAAAUAUAGUUGGAUUUCCGCGAGGAAAAAAAGAGUGGCAAUUUGCUACGUUUUGAGUGUAAAAAGCAGGAAAAUUUGCCAUUAUGAUCUUCUGAUUGGUUGGAUUGAGGACAUGAAAGGUAGGACACAUGUAACCAAUAUUGACCGUUAAAAAGUUAGAUGAGGUAGAAACAUAUGCAGGACUUCCCUUUUAUUUUUUUAUUUUUUUAAUCCUGCUAUUUUGCGUUUUAGCAUCAAUACCUUUUCAUAGUCCUUUCCUUUAUUGAGGUCCUUGAAUUCUAUUAAGAUUAUUGUUGAGUGAUGAGAAAUGUUCAUUCUUUGUUUUAGUUUUGGGGUUUUAUUAUAGGGUUUGGAAGGGUUUAGGUUGGUGGGGGAAGCUUUUCUAUUGCCCCUUGUGUAAAGUGAAUUUUGAUAGCUAAGAAAAUUAAUUUACUUAAGUUGUUGUUUUGCUAUGGGCAAAGUGAAAAA
This is a messenger RNA of Cicer arietinum (chickpea), 3488 nucleotides long. RefSeq lists its product as uncharacterized. The record is from RefSeq and is a predicted model, not a curated record. Lineage: Eukaryota; Viridiplantae; Streptophyta; Magnoliopsida; Fabales; Fabaceae.